UUUACGUCCACGAAUAUCGGAACAAUAUUCUUGAAAAAUCCCGUGAAAGUAAGGUAUCAGAGGUGAUCUAUAGAUACCAGCCUACCUUUUAAAUUUGAUCAUUCAACUUGCACAACUCUCAAGUGGGGUUGAGUGAGGUAAUAAUCAACAAAACAUGCAGUUCUCUUAGUCUGAAGUCUUUGAGUGAAGAUAACAAAGGUGCCUGAAAAUGUGUUGAAUAGUUUCGAAAUUGUUCUUGACUCUAAUCUGUUGAUUCAACUUAAGCAAUGAUGAGGAUUAUUAUAGUUUUUUGCUGCGCCUUUGUAGUGGUUAAAUGUCAAGUUGAUUUGAGGAGGCACUUCGGAUAUUGUCGAAAAAAUAGCACCAACUUUGACAAUUGUGUCAGGGAUAGCAUCAACAAGCUCAGGCCCUAUUAUAAGUCAGGUUUGCCAGAUUAUGGGAUAUCACCGCUGGACCCCUUCUACGCUGAAGAGGUGACCCAGAAGAGGAGCAACUUAUUAUUCAACUACAAGCUGGUCUUGCGAAAUGUGACAGAGGCUGGUUGGUCCGUUUCAGAAAUGACCAAAUUCAGAUGUGACUUCCAAAACGAUCUCAUUCAGUACACUCAAACGUUCCCAGACAAAAAGUUGAAUGGUUGGUACGAAAUUGAUGGUACCUUCAUGGGACGCCCAAUGUCCAACAAGGGCUCUUGGAGUUUGGGAUUGUACGACUUCGUUCAAACAACAACGAUAACCAGGAAACCCCAGAAGGACCAACGAGGCAAAUAUGUCCCACAUCCACCGCUGAAAGUAAAGGUCAAUAUACAGAACUCCAAAAAGCUGGAACUUCAUAUCGGACACUUAGCUGGAGGAAGGAGGAUAGUAGAAAACAUGCUGGAUUGGAUUAUCAACAGCGCCUGGCAGCCAGGAUUCGUUGUUUUGAGUCCUCUAAUCAAUGAUUUGGUUAGCACUGCAUUUACGAAAAUAAUGAACGACAACUUCCAGAAUUUUCCUCUUGAGCAGAUCUUUCCUUACUGAAAGGAAACUAGUCAGUUAGCUAAGGAAUACUAAGAGAUUUUCAGCUGUAGAGUUACUAUACAUAGCGUUACGAUUUCUCGAAACUGAGUAAAAAAUUCUACUUCUCAGUUUAUUCGAUAGUUAAAACUUAAAAUUUAAUCGUGACUCUUUCAAGAAUGAUUCGAAUAUUGAACAGUUCAUUUCAAUAUAGCCAUGAUACAAUUUCUCCGAGGCUUUCUUGGACGAAUGAUGAGAACCUAGUAAGAUAACAGUUGAUAUUUUUGUCUGUUACUUGUCCUAGUAAAUCCAUACAAUGAAGAAAAAAAAUAGUAUCUAUACUGAUUCCCCAUUCAAUGACAAACAUUGGCAUUAUAUUCCUUUUGUCGAUGAGAAAAACUCCAGUUUUAAAUAAACUUCAAUUAUCGAUUUUAAGAAACAAACA
Messenger RNA from Coccinella septempunctata (seven-spotted ladybird), 1437 nucleotides. RefSeq lists its product as uncharacterized. The transcript has 5 exons. Bases 267 to 1016 code for a protein of 249 amino acids. The record is from RefSeq and is a predicted model, not a curated record. NCBI's taxonomy places the organism in Eukaryota, Metazoa, Arthropoda, Insecta, Coleoptera, Coccinellidae.